This is a messenger RNA of Fusarium subglutinans, 1704 nucleotides long. RefSeq names its product transcriptional regulatory moc3. The transcript is spliced from 2 exons. Gene Ontology annotation, molecular function: zinc ion binding; DNA-binding transcription factor activity, RNA polymerase II-specific. Lineage: Eukaryota; Fungi; Ascomycota; Sordariomycetes; Hypocreales; Nectriaceae. The record is from RefSeq and is a predicted model, not a curated record. Bases 1 to 1704 code for a protein of 567 amino acids. Gene Ontology annotation, biological process: regulation of DNA-templated transcription.
AUGGUCGACGAUCUCUCCAAAGUGGCCCUGGCUGGCACCGGUCAACGACGGCGGGCGUAUCACCGCAAAGUGAAGACGGGCUGCCAGACUUGCAGGGUAAAAUGCGACCAAGCCAAGCCUGCCUGUGAGCGUUGUACAUCCACCGGCCGCACAUGUGACGGGUACACUUCUCCGUCUCCUCCUCCUGCAUCAUCAUCUCAUUCAUCAUCAUCCUCUUCACCACCUUCCCCUCAAUCCUUCGACUCCUACAACGCAACUGCCGAUCUCAAGCUCAUCCUACCACGACAGAGCCCCCAAGAGGUACGAAGUUACCGUUUCUUUCUUGAAGUCACGGCGCCAUCUCUUGCCGGGGCUUUCUACGCCGACUUUUGGCUUGCCGAGGUGCCACGCGUCUGCGUGUCCGACUCGGCUAUCUGGCACGCCGUUGUCAGCCUUGGUUCUGCCCACGAGGACUCUACAGAGCAUGGCCAAGGGUCGCGCAGUGUCUUCGCCCUGAAGCAGUUCAAUUCGGCCAUUCGUUGUCUCACCGAGUCAACGUCGCCGAGGCAUGCAGAUCGGUGGAGAGCGCUUAUCGUCAGCACUAUAUUUACGUAUGUAUGCACGAUUAAAGGACUUCACGAUCAGACACGGUUACACCUGGAAGCUGGAUGCAAUCUCCUCCGCGAACUCCAAAGUCUCGCUACGAAAGGUAGGACGACUUUGAAUCAGGAACAGCUCCCGCAAGUCUCACAAGAGGAGGGUUGGAUCUCGUCAGUUCCAGUAUCCAUUGCACCGAUACAGUCCAUCCUGGUCGCCCUUGAGCUGCAGCUAGAAGCACUUGACCAUGGCGGUAUAACUGAGAGCCCGACCUUGCUGUUGCAAAACAAGACAUUUCACGCAUGGCGCUACUAUACAGCACCACGAUCUACACACCGAUCAACGCCAGAGAGUAUUAGUCAGGCCUACCGCGCUGCUGAGUCUCUGUUCAGUGGACUGAUCCUCUUCUCGCAAGAACAUGCUAAGCAGCUCGGGGACCUUCAAAGUGGCAAAUCCGGACCAGAAGGACUGUCCAUGCUCGUAGCGCGACAAGAAUCACAUACGCGAUGCUACAACCAAAUAAAGAAAGCAAUUGAUAUCUUUCAGCGCGAGGUAGACGCAAUGAAGCUGGAGCCGCAUACCAUACUCCCCUUGCAACUCUUUCAAACCGCGAAUCGCCUUGUCUUGAUUCAGGAUCCCGAGGAAGAUGACUUGGAGAAGCGCCACAAUGACCUUCCAGCCCUGUACAAGUCUAUAGUCGAUCUCGCCGAGCAGAUCAUGAACCUCGAUCCUGUGAAGACCCGUCGAGUAUCCUAUACACAGCAUCUCUUUCUCGUCGCCCACAGUGGUAUCGGACACUCAACCCGCCGCCGUGCUGUGACACUGCUCAGACGACCGAGGUUGGAGGGUGGCUGGGAUAGUCUCAUCUCUGCAAGUCUCGCAGAGGCCAUCAUGGACAGGGAGAGGGAGGCGGCGUGUGAGUACCGGCUGGAGCAAGGCUUGGAUGCAGGGACUGAUGGAGGCGAGGGGAAGGAAGGGCAGAACGGGGAGGAGCAGGUUGAUCCAGUGUUUCGCAUAUUUAACAUCACAUUUGCGUUUAUAGGAUCGAGAGAGGCGCGUGUCGUGCUGCGGACGUGGCGGGAGAAACUCGACGACGUUGCUGGGAGGAGUAGGAUUAUACAAUGGUAA